GGCUUCGGGCACACAGCGGGGCGCGUCCCGGGCACGUUCCAAGGCGCGCAGGGCAUGAAGCCCGCGGCGCGGGAGACGCGGACACCCCCGCGCUCGCCCGGGCUCCGCUGGGCGCUGCUGCCGCUGCUGCUGUUGCUACGCCAGGGCCAGGUCCUGUGCGCAGGUGCGGCACUGAAUCCUGUAUUUGACAUUGAAGCUGUUGUCAGCCCAACCAGUGUGGUAUUAACAUGGAAACACAAUGACUCAGUUGCUUCAGAAUAUAUAAUAAUGAAUACGAUGGAGAACAGGGAGUUAAAUGUUACAAACCAGACAUCAUAUAACAUCACAGGCUUAAGCCCAGGCACUUCCUAUACAUUCUCCAUCACCUUGAAAACAGCCAAUGAGACCUUGGGAAAGCUCACGAACAAAACUGUCACAACAGAGCCCUGGCCAGUGUCUGAUCUCUGUGUGACCUUCGUGGGUGUGACACAGGCUCAUCUCACCUGGAACAAUACAAAUGGCAUUGCCUCCUACCAGAUGCUGACUGAAGAGUCGACCACACAUUCAUCAGUCAAUAUUUCAGGUCUGAAGCCAGGGACCUAUAAUAGGUUGGCUUUCCCAGAAUCAAAUGAGACACGGAAUUAUUUCCUGGUUAUAGAAGAUGUCUUGGUCUUUGAAGCAGAUGCCAAUGGUACCAAGAGAAGCCCAGUGGCCAACUUAUCCCAACUACACAAGGAUUCUUUUGCCUCUGCACACCCACCCUCCAUCACUCAGGUCUUGCUCACUGAUCUAAAGCCUGGUACUCAGUACAAUGUCACCAUUUAUCCUCGAGCAGCAGAUGGCACAGAAGGACAGCCUGGGAACAAAGUGUUUAAAACAAAUUCCACCCAGGUUUCUGACAUCAGAGCUAUGAACAUCUGCUCCUCGAGCAUGACCCUGACCUGGAAAAGCAACUAUAACGGGUCCCAUACUGCAUUUGCCUACAAAAUACAUGUGGCUGGGGGGACCGACUCCAUCAACCAAACUGUCAAUAAGACUGAGGCCACCAUCCUUGGACUCAGUUCGAGCACCUUGUACAACAUCACAGUUCAUCCUUUCCUGGGUCAGACCGAGGGCAUACCAGGCUUCCUCCAAGUGUACACUUCCCCCGGUCCAGUUUCUGACUUCCGAGUGACAAAUGUCAGCACAAGGGAAAUCGGUUUGGCUUGGAGAAGCAAUGACUCAGAGUCAUUUGAGAUUUUCAUCACGCAAGAUGGAAGUGAGAAGCAUCGAAAUGCUUCGACAGGAAACCAGAGCUACGUCGUUGAAGAUUUAAAGCCUGGAACCAGUUACCGUUUUGAAAUAUUCCCACGAGGACCAGAUGGGACUAAAGGGCCAUCCAGGACAGUUAAUGGUACAACUGACCGCAGUGCUGUGAUUGACAUCCACGUGCUCAAUGUUAGCACCACUGAAAUGCAGCUGGAGUGGCAGAAUACAGACAGUGCUUCUGGAUACACUUACCAUUUAGUUCUAGAGUCUAAAAAUGGCUCCAUCAGUACCAACAGUUCUCAGAAAUGGAUCACAAUAGGAGGCCUUACCCCAGGCACCUUAUAUAAUGUCACAAUCUUCCCAGAAGUGGACCAGAUCCAGGGCGACUCCAACUCCAUUACCCAGUACACACGGCCCAGCAGUGUGUCCCACAUUGAAGUAGACACCAACACCACUGCGGCAGCCAUCCGGUGGAAGAAUGUGGACGCAGCCUCCGCUUCCUAUGUCUACUCUGUCCUUAUCUCGAAGGCUGGAGAUGGCAGCAGGGUAACCCGAAGAGUUACAGACAUCCCUUCUGUGACGGUCACUGGGUUAGACCCUGGCGUCUCUUACACAGUGGAGAUCUUUACACAAGUUGGGAAUGACACAGUAUCACUGGUACCUGGUCGGAAGCUGUUCUGUAUGGAACCUGCACCUGUGGCUUUCUUCCACUGUGAAGUGGUCCCUAAGGAGCCUGCAUUGGUUCUGAAGUGGGCCUGCCCCCCUGGGAUGAACACAGGCUUCGAGCUGGGGGUCAGGAGUGAUGCUUGGGACAAUAUGACACGCCUGGAGAACUGCACUUCAGAUGAUGACACAGAGUGCAGGACAGAAGUCACCUAUUUGAAUUUUUCUACCUCGUACAACAUCAGCAUUGCCACCUUGUCAUGUGGAAAGAUGGCGCUCCCCACCCAGAGCACCUGCACCACUGGCAUCACAGACCCACCUCCUCCAGAUGGAUCCCCUAAUAUUACAUCGGUCAGUCACAAUUCAGUAAAGGUUAAGUUCAGCGGUUUUGAAGCCAGCCAUGGACCUAUCAAAGCCUAUGCCGUCAUUCUCACCACUGGGGAAGCUAUCCAACCCUCUGCGGAUGUUUUGAAGUACACUUAUGAAGAUUUCAAAAAGGGAGCCUCAGAUACUUAUGUGACAUACCUCAUAAGAAUAGAAGAGAAGGGACAGUCUCAGGGCUUGUCUGAAGUCUUGAACUAUGAAAUUGAUGUGGGGAACCAAUCCACUACCCUUGGCUACUACAAUGGGAGGCUGGAACCUCUGGGCUCUUACCGGGCUUGUGUUGCUGGCUUUACCAAUAUUACCUACAACCUUCAAAACGAUGGCCUCAUCAAUGGGGAUGAGAGCUAUGUGUCUUUCAGUCGAUACUCAGAGGCUGUGUUCUUGCCCCAAGAUCCAGGUGUCAUCUGCGGAGCAGUGUUCGGAUGUAUCUUUGGUGCCCUGGCCAUCAUGGCUGUGGGAGGCUUCAUCUUCUGGAGAAAGAAAAGGACAGAUGCCAAGAAUAAUGAAGUGUCCUUUUCUCAAAUUAAACCUAAAAAAUCCAAGUUAAUCCGAGUGGAGAACUUUGAGGCCUACUUUAAGAAACAGCAAGCUGACUCUAACUGUGGGUUUGCAGAGGAAUAUGAGGAUCUGAAGCUGAUUGGAAUAAGUUUACCUAAAUACACAGCUGAAAUAGCUGAAAACAGAGGGAAGAACCGCUACAACAAUGUCCUGCCCUAUGAUAUUUCUCGAGUCAAACUUUCAGUCCAGACCCAUUCGACAGACGACUACAUCAAUGCCAACUAUAUGCCUGGCUACCAUUCCAAGAGAGAUUUCAUUGCCACACAAGGACCUUUACCCAACACUUUGAAAGAUUUUUGGCGUAUGGUUUGGGAGAAAAACGUGUAUGCCAUUGUUAUGUUGACCAAAUGCGUGGAGCAGGGGAGGACCAAAUGUGAGGAGUACUGGCCUUCCAAGCAGGCUCAGGACUACGGGGACAUAACUGUGGCAAUGACAUCAGAAGUUGUUCUUCCGGAAUGGACUAUCAGAGAUUUUGUGGUGAAAAAUAUGCAGAAUAGUGAGAGUCAUCCUCUGCGGCAGUUCCAUUUCACCUCCUGGCCUGACCAUGGUGUUCCUGACACUACGGACCUGCUCAUCAACUUUCGGUACCUGGUCCGGGAUUACAUGAAGCAGAUUCCUCCUGAGUCACCAAUCCUGGUGCAUUGCAGUGCUGGGGUUGGAAGGACGGGCACUUUCAUUGCGAUCGACCGCCUGAUCUAUCAGAUAGAGAAUGAGAACACUGUGGAUGUGUACGGUAUUGUCUAUGAUCUUCGGAUGCACAGGCCCCUGAUGGUUCAGACAGAGGACCAGUAUGUUUUCCUCAAUCAGUGUGUUUUGGAUAUUAUCAGAGCCCAGAAAGACUCAAAAGUUGACCUCAUCUAUCAGAACACAACCGCGAUGACAAUCUAUGAAAACCUCGAGCCAGUGAGCAUGUUUGGAAAGACUAAUGGUUACAUCGCCUAGUUCCAAAGCAAAGCCUUUCUGAAGCUAACCAGACCAUCACACCCACAGCGAAGGAGAACGCCCUGACGGGGACAUGUUUUCUAUGUCUCAUUUCUCAGUUCUUUGUUCUGUUCUGUUAGAACUACUUGGAGGGCAUAGGGCCGUGCAAGGAAAAACGUGGCAGAUAGGCAGUUGGGGCUGUUGGGGGCUGUGGAUAGGUGGUGUGUAAAUCAGCUGCAUUCCUGAUUACCAAUGGGAUGGGUUUGAUUUUUGUUUUUUCCUUGAGAAUUGUGGAAAACCAGGAAAAGUGAGCUGUUUUGUUUUUCAAACAGGUUUGUUCUCCUCUCUUUCUCCCCCUCCUCUUUCUCUUCCUCCCCUACCUCUCUCUUUUUUAAGACUUUUAUAUGAUUCACAUGCUAAAGCGAGGAUUAUGUUGGGUUGAAUAUAUUUUAAGUAUCAGAGGUCUAUUUUUACCUACUGUAUCUUGGAAUCUAGCCGAUGGAAAUGCAUGACUGUGGGUGUUUCUCAUGCAGGGAGGGGCACAUGGCGCCUUCUUCUGUGUGGGUUUCUAUUUGAACAUGUGCCUUUUCUGAAUUAUGCUUCCACAGGCAAAACUCAGUAGAUAUCUCUAUUUUUAUAUUGAAUCUCAGAAUUGGAAUAUACAGAAUAUUUAAACAGUAGCUUAGUAUCAGAGGCUCACCUCCUCAGUAACAUUCCUGUUCCCAUUCAGUUAGAGGAGGCCUUCUCUGUGGCCCGCCCUUGACACACAUUUGUGUUCCACGGUCCUUCUCCCUUUUUUUCUUUUCCCCUCCCAGUUUUCGCCAAAGACUUCUGUUGGUGAGAUUUUCAUCCCAUUGGUUGGGUGAAAACAGAAAUUUAAAACUAUCACCAUGAGACUCUCUGUGGGUGGGGUUGGGGAGGAACAGAGGAAUCAACAUACCAUGGUGUGCACCCCUUCUCAUCCCGUCUCCUCCCUUCUCUCAUUUCUGUCUUUGGUAAGAAGGAUUAUUUAAAGGUGCAAUAUGUGACGUAGUGGUUCACGAUGCUCUGGGUUCUUAGUAAUGUUUUACUCAGGUUGUCAUUUUAUGUGUGUUUGUGUCUCUGUGUGUGUGUGUGUAUGUGUGUGUUUUAUAGUGUGGUGAUCUGUGAACAUUUCAGUGUGAACUCAGAUUAACCCCUUUUCCCCCGAAGUCCACUGGCUUUAGUCUAUCUGCAGUGACACACAUCAGUAUCUACUGUAUAUAUAAAUACUAAACUCUUACACCAGUCAUUCCUAUUGAAUAGAGGUGUACAAAGUUUGAUUUGUAUCAAAGAUGUAAUUAUUAUUUUUAAAACCUCUUUUCACUACACUGCUGCUGUAAUUACUUUGUAAAGAAAAUGUAGAUUUUUUUUUUUUGGCUUCAGGUGUGUAUUCACCAAGGAUUUCAGAAUUUAUGUGGUUUUAUUUUAUUGGUACAUAAUCUGUAAACUUCUCAAGGCAUUAACAUGCAAGAUUUAUGUCUUUUAUUUUACCUUGUGGCUCAGGUUAUAUUUGAAGAAGUUUCAAGUUUAUUUUCUAGUAGGCAAUGAAGUAUAUAUAAGGUCUUAUGAAGGAGUCGCCAAGUCCCUGGAGUCCUGUGGCUGUUCCCACAGUAACACAUCCUGCUGUACGUUUGGGACUAUGGUAUCGUGUUGAAGAUGAGUGCAGGGUCUUCUGUGAGUGCAGGCCACUGUGGGUCCUGGGGUAACCUGUCUUCUGAUGUUCUGCACUCUCUUCUUCGCGUCACCAGCACUUUGAUGGCUGACUGGACCUGAUCAUGAGUAUUUGUAGGUAGAGAGGGUGAACCUUGAUGUACUGAAAGCCCUGCUGUGGCUCAGCCCUGUAGCGCUGUCUUUUGUACCCCCUUUUCUUUUGUGGUACUGAAAGGAUUGAAAGAAGAGGCCAUGGCGCUGUCAUGCUUUGGGGGAGAAUUUUACUUCUCACAUGGAAACUGCACUUUUUUUUUUUUUUUUUUUUUUGCUAAAUCCUUUGCAUUUUGAUGUUCAUUAGUGUCCAGCCCUACAGAGAAUGGGAUGGCCAGGGUAGGUUGGGCCUCUUGACUCAACUUCACUGGGGACUUGACGCUGCAGUUGUGAAUCAGGGAAGCCAUGUUGUCUCCAGGUAUGGAAUGAAGUUGAUCAUGGGCUCAUUAUUUUCAAAUCCUCUGUCUGGGCUGCCCACUAGGAUGUGCUGACUGUGGGGUGCUAUACAGAGGGGCCUGUACUGGCAGUAGUUCUGUGCAUCACCUGUACACCUCUUCAGUUUGUUAGGAGCCAUUGUAGUGGGUGGUGAGGGGUCCAAUUCCAUGCAGCACCUAUGCCCUGCCUUGACUACCAUGGAAAACAUGAGGAAAGGACUUGCCCCUAAAAUAGUCUUGUAGAAGAUUAGAGUCCCUCAAAAAAAAUCAAAGCAACAUAAUCAUAAACACACUGUACAAAAUUGCAAAACACAGAAACCUUCUCCACUUCUGCCUGUAUGGGUCUGGAAAGUCUUUAGGCAUCAAUCCCAAAAAGCCGUUCCCAGUCCCAGGAGGAAGGCUAGUGGCAGAGAGGUCUGGCGAUCCAAAUGGGCAGGUCACAAGAAGCUCACCACACCAUUCUAUGUCUGGAGGCGGACUGUGUGGUGGAGUUUGCAUAGCACAGUCAUUGGAGAACGAAGAUUAAUGACAGAGGCUAGGGUUGGGCAGAGGCGUGGGGGAAGGUCCUUCUUACUGUUUGCCGAAGCCCUCAGUGCAACUGUGAACAAAAGUGGAAGAGUCUGGUGACAUUGGAACAAUGGAGCUCCCUGCUCAGAUAUGAUGGCAGCACCGAGAAAAGCAGCCAGUAUGGGACUCACUGUCAGUGAAGGGCUACAGGCUGGUGGCCAACUGCUUUGGAGGACUUGGGUCAUUGACUGCUGUCUUCUAGGGAGAAAGACGUCCACCAGAGCUGAAUCUAGCAACGGUCGGUCGGCACCAGUGGGACACUUGGUGUCUGUUCUCUGAGGCCACUUUGUGAUCUCCAGCCAGACUUUGGCACAAUGGACCUGCUGGCUUUGUGCUUUGUGAAGUUGGAGGCUCUGGGGACUGGGGGUGGGGAGGAGGUGGGGGAAGGGUCAACUAUGCAGCUGGUUCAUUCAUACUUGUUUUCUGGGAUGGAGAAGCCCGGGUUUUUGUUUUGUGUUUUUUUGUUGUUGUUGUUGUUUUUUUUUUUUUUU
Arvicanthis niloticus (Nile rat) is the source of this 6967-nucleotide messenger RNA. RefSeq names its product protein tyrosine phosphatase receptor type J (gene Ptprj). Gene Ontology annotation, cellular component: signaling receptor complex. NCBI's taxonomy places the organism in Eukaryota, Metazoa, Chordata, Mammalia, Rodentia, Muridae. Gene Ontology annotation, biological process: peptidyl-tyrosine dephosphorylation involved in inactivation of protein kinase activity. The record is from RefSeq and is a predicted model, not a curated record. Gene Ontology annotation, molecular function: protein tyrosine phosphatase activity; protein binding.